Molecule: messenger RNA, 388 nt
Organism: Anopheles aquasalis
Lineage: Eukaryota; Metazoa; Arthropoda; Insecta; Diptera; Culicidae
Gene: Tim9b
Product: Translocase of inner membrane 9b
Source: RefSeq, a predicted model, not a curated record
UGUUUUUCUCGUGUUUUUCUCGUGUUGGAAGAAAAAAGGCCGGAAAAUGGAUUACGAGAUGAGAAAUAUCAAAGACUUCCUGCAGCUGUACAACCGGAUCACGGAUAUGUGCUUCAACUCGUGCGUUGACAACCUCUUCGGCCGGGAUUUGACUCGCGAGGAGAUCUCGUGCGCGGAUAAUUGCGUCAGCAAGUUCACCAACGUUAACCAGCGGUUACUGCAAGUGUACAUGGGUGUCCAGACGGAUAUCAAUCAGCGAAGGAUGACCGAGAUGGAGGCACAGCAGGCAAAACUAUUGGCCGAAGCCCAACAACAGCAGCAGCAGCAACAAGCAACAGCAGAGACGGCCUCUCCAGUCGCGGCAAGCACCGAGGCGGCCGUAGCGUGA